AUGGCCUUGCCAGCAAGGUGGGAGAUGGCGGAUGCCUAUCAAACACACCCGGGGAGCGCCGCGGGGGCCAGCGUGCGCAGCGCCAGCGCGCUCCAGGUGUUGGCUCUCAAGUUUAUCCGCGAGGCUGGCGUCGUGCCCAGCACGGAACUCUUCGGAGUCGAGAUGAACUGCAUGCGGCAGGACUGCUUCCUGGACAUACAGGGGCAGCUGGCUGUGUUCGUCAUCUUCCGACUGACGGUCCCGUCGGCCACAGGAGCGCCGCAAGUGCCUCAGGUGAUGAACUUGAUCGAGUAUUUCUGGCCGAAGCUGAAGCGUGCAGUACAGGCAUGCUGGUGCCACGGGGUGACCGGGGAAGCUCGGUCACGGCACGUCCCAGGAAGGCAGGACGCAGAGGAGGGUGACAGCAGAUGGGCGAUCAAGCUACUUCCCCGUCGGGCUGGCGCUGCCGCCGCGCUGCCGUACCCAGAGGUUUCUGGAGGCUUCCAGAGGUCCCCGUGGGUGGUCAUGGCCACGCUGCUGGGCACCCUCCUCGAGAUCUGGAUUGACCGGCAGAAACUGCUGCAAGACAGCCAGCGGCCGCUGCCGGUGAAAGCCCGCGCCAACGAGCCGUGGACGUCCGCCUUCGAGGUGUUUGGCUUCGUAGCGGCCUCCACCAACGUUUUGCUGCUGAUCUUCGAGCAGUACACGAACUUCACGCUGACUGAGAAGCUGACGCUCUUCGUCUACCUGGAGCACCUGCUCUUCCUGGCGAAGGUCAUCACGAAGAUGCUGUUCCCGGAGGUGCCCCGUAACGUGCAGCUCCUGCAGUUGAAGCAGGACGACGAUGGUACACCGAUGUCUGGAGAACAUCAAGGUCGAGCCCCACCAGGACGGACCUCGCCGCACUCCGCGGGCACCGUAAGAACGACCCGUUGGAGGUGCUCGAGCAGGACUACCUCGAGGAGGAGGACCCCGAGCCCACGCUCUCGCUGCGCGACAAUGGGACCUCCGAUGACGAUGUACGCGGGCAUGCUCGACGCCAUGAGCCUGUCGCGGGACGGCCGCAGCAGGAGCAGAGGCGACCACAGCCGAGAGGCGCACAGCCGCCCCGAGUCGCAGUCGCAGAGCCGCCCCGAGAGGGAGCAGGCGCAGAGCCGCCCGAGCCGCCCCGAGGCGAGCCAGGACCAGGAGGAGCAGGACACGCCCUGA
Messenger RNA from Prorocentrum cordatum, 1188 nucleotides. NCBI's taxonomy places the organism in Eukaryota, Dinophyceae, Prorocentrales, Prorocentraceae. The record is from the annotation of a GenBank genome assembly.